Dreissena polymorpha is the source of this 911-nucleotide messenger RNA. Its product is annotated as cadherin-1-like. Gene Ontology annotation, molecular function: calcium ion binding; cadherin binding. Gene Ontology annotation, biological process: homophilic cell-cell adhesion. The transcript is spliced from 4 exons. Gene Ontology annotation, cellular component: catenin complex; membrane. The record is from RefSeq and is a predicted model, not a curated record. Lineage: Eukaryota; Metazoa; Mollusca; Bivalvia; Myida; Dreissenidae. Bases 1 to 507 code for a protein of 168 amino acids.
AUGUUGGCUACCGGCAAGAGUCUCGACUUUGAAACCACGCCUUCAUAUACCUUAAUAAUAACUGCAGUGGAAACCGGUGCGACCACUGCUACAGGCACCGCGACUUUGACGGUCAGCAUAAAAAAUGUCCUGGAAUUCGGACAGACCCAGUAUGGCGUCUGUAUGUCUGACGGAGCGACCGCAGACACGGUCGUCGGAACUUACAGCAUUUCGGAUAAUACGGCUAGCACAACGGUGACGUACGCAAUAGAUUCCUCCGGAAACACCAACAGCGCCUUUACGAUCACUUCCGCUGGCGUGCUCAAGGUAGCCACAGGAAAGACGCUCGCCCAGAAGACCCUUGGCGGAUACGAGAUUGAUCUGACUGCAACGGAAUCCGAAGGUGCCGCUGACGAGGGAAGUACCACGGUCUGGAUCGCGGUCGGAACGUGUGGAAGCUCUGCCAUGCACGUGGUGGCGACGCUGGGUGUCACUCUGCUCGCCCUGAUCGUUGCCAUGUUCGCCUAGAGCGAGGCCCGCGGGCGAUGGACGCUGGCAGACGUUGUAUGUCUGCAUGUGUCGUUGAACGAAUUCAUUCCUUUCCUAUACAUUCCAAACAGACAAAUGACGUGUGUUUGAUUUUGGUGUGGUAGAGCCUUGCGAUUAUGCUGGAAAGGGAGAUAAUAUAUUAUAUUAUUAUGUAAAUUAUCUCCCUUUGUAGUGAUGAUAACUAACAGUAUCGUCUAGAAAACAUACACAUACGAUUUUGCCUCAUAAACUUUUAUAAUACAUUCCAGAAAAUCGUCUAGGGAACGGGUUUACAUGUAUAUUACUGAUAUUUAUUUUAUUUAAAUAUUAAGCAAAAAGCAAAAUCCAAUUAUUUAAGUUGACCUAAAUAUCCAUGACAUAGGUAUAAGUAUUUAAAUAUAUGU